Fonsecaea multimorphosa CBS 102226 is the source of this 1056-nucleotide messenger RNA. RefSeq lists its product as uncharacterized. Gene Ontology annotation, molecular function: protein-folding chaperone binding. Bases 1 to 1056 code for a protein of 351 amino acids. NCBI's taxonomy places the organism in Eukaryota, Fungi, Ascomycota, Eurotiomycetes, Chaetothyriales, Herpotrichiellaceae. The record is from RefSeq and is a predicted model, not a curated record. The transcript has a single exon.
AUGAGUAGCUACGGUAGCUACGUCGCCUACGGUGGUGGUCGUACUGGGGGCUCGCCUUACACCAGCUCCGUCGUCGAUCCCUAUGCUCGCAACCUCUCUAAUCAUUUCGAGUACAUUGAUGCCGAUCAUGGAAUGCUUCAAGAGCCGCAUCGUCACUCGGUGUCCAGAUUACAUGAGAAUCCGAUAGAAGAUCCCGAUGCCCCAGAUGUCAUCCUCGUGCGAUACAUGGCAUCUGUGUUUCCCGUCGAGUUCCCUCCAUAUUCCAUCAGCGAAGAGACUGCCUAUGUCAGUCACCUUAGAGAAGCCGUCGCCCGAUACCUGCAGACCGAUCCCAGAAGAGUCAGACUGGUGUACAAGAAACGCGUCCUCAAGCACGAUGGAUGGCCCCUGCGAAAAUAUAACAUGAAGCAAAACAGCGAGGUGGCAGUCAUCAAGACCGAGGCUGUGGAUUACAGUGAUAGAGAUAGUCAUUCCUCGGGUGGUGAGGACGUUCCUGAGCAAAACCCUCGACGCCGGCCGCGCGGCGUGUCUUCAGUCAGACAUCGUAGCGACGAAAACCUGCCACAGCAGAGACCAGAGCAGAGACCCACCGCUUCCUCCAGCUUCCUCCAUCCCAAUGGCCAUCUGUCUUCUGGGACAACAUCAGAACGGCAGUCUCGCACCAAUUUGAGACCAGAGCCUGAUGACCGCCCCCUGCGACGAGAGCCGUCUCGCACCCGAGGAACGUCUCCCCACCCCUCGGGGACCUCGACUCCGGUUCCAACGUCACUACCUGCAGCAGAUCCGAACACCCCAUUGGGAAAGUUACAAACUCUUUCAGAUAUUUAUCAUGAACAAUGGCUUCCCCUCUGCCGCAAAUUCAUCUCUAAUCCUCCUUCUUCUGCUCAAGACCGUGAGAGAGAACACCGGAAGUUGAGCGAGAGUGUCAUGACUCACGUUAUCCUAAAGGCGGACGCAAUCGAUGUGGAUUCCACGGACGCACGAGGUUUUCGGAAGGGCCUUUUGAACGAAAUCCAGGAGACGAUGAAGAAGAUAGAUGCUGUGGCCAAAGAAUGA